Alternaria alternata is the source of this 1462-nucleotide messenger RNA. RefSeq lists its product as hypothetical. Gene Ontology annotation, molecular function: pre-mRNA binding; U6 snRNA binding. The transcript is spliced from 2 exons. NCBI's taxonomy places the organism in Eukaryota, Fungi, Ascomycota, Dothideomycetes, Pleosporales, Pleosporaceae. Bases 164 to 1288 code for a protein of 374 amino acids. Gene Ontology annotation, cellular component: Prp19 complex; U2-type catalytic step 1 spliceosome; U2-type catalytic step 2 spliceosome. The record is from RefSeq and is a predicted model, not a curated record.
CCUAGAUUUCUACUGUCACUCACCUUGAAGCCACUACUUGCCAUCGCAACAACCACUGCGCCCCACUAUCACGUACUCCACGACCCAGGAUACGUCCGUUGCUGUCGCGAGAUUACGUUGCGACUUCCUUCCACGACUUUACAGCCUGCGCAUUACACUCACCAUGCCACCCCAAAUCAAAACCGACCUGAACCGAUCCGGUUGGGAGACAACCGACUUCCCGUCCGUCUGCGAGAAAUGCCUGCCGGAUAGCCAAUACGUGCAGAUGCUGAAGGAGGACUAUGGCGCAGAAUGCAAGAUCUGCACGCGACCCUUCACUAUCUUCCGCUGGAAAGCCGACCGCACCGCGCGACAAAAGCGAACCAACAUUUGCCUCACAUGCGCCCGUUUGAAGAACUGCUGUCAACACUGCAUGCUUGAUCUGUCGUUCGGUCUGCCCAUCGUAGUCCGCGAUGCUGCGCUGAAGAUGGUAGCGCCCGGCCCACAGAGCGACAUCAACCGCCAGUACUAUGCGCAGGAGCACGAGAGAGAGAUCGAGGAGGGACGGGGAGCGAUGGAGGCGUAUGAGAAGACGGACGAGAAGGCGCGCGACUUGCUCAAGCGUCUGGCACAGAGUGAACCCUACUACAAGAAGCAGCGACGGAUAGAGGCUGAAGAGGGCGAGAGCAGCCAGAAGGCGUUACCAGCGCCGGGCGGUGGCGGCGCAGGAGGCGAGAGCAGUCACGUUCCUGGUCCGAUCAGAACACGAGACUCGCGAGGUACACCUGCACGAGGAGGCAUGAGGCCUGGAAGAGGAGGUCGCAUGGGCGGUGCAUCCGCUGAGCCAAACCCACAAGACUGGCUGCCACCUUCGGACCCCAACGUCGCAUCGCUUUUCGUCACGGGCGUGGAAGACGAUCUUCCUGAACACGAGCUCCGCAAGCACUUUUCACAGUACGGUCAACUUCGGUCGCUAGUAUGCUCGCACCGAGCGCACUGCGCAUACGUCAACUAUGUAAAACGAGAGGACGCCGAGACAGCAGCAGGGACACUAAAGGGCAAGGUGGUCAUCAAGGGUUGCCCUAUGCGCGUAACCUGGGGCAAGCCCAAGCAGUUGGACAGCUUGGAUCAAAAUGUCAGAAUGCAAUAUGCAAAGGAAGGACGACAGGCGACAGGCUCAUCGCGACGGGCAGCUGCUUCCCAAGCUGCUGUCGAGGCGGCACCACAAAACAGUCUGGAUAGCAUGGUUGUGGCACCUCCGCCAGGAGCGGACGACGAUGUGCAGUACGCCAGUUUGGCCGGCAAUUAGGCUUGCAUCUCCUGCAUUGGGUCGGCGUUUUGGAAUGUACGGGUAUCAUGAUUUAUUUUUUGUGGAUAAAAGCCUAGGAGGAACAGCAUUUGGUUCCUCCCAAUGUAGUCUUUCCCUUUCCCUUCUUGAUAUCCUCGUUGUCGCCUCUUUCGGUGUGCUCGUGUAUCCGUAGCU